AUGAAAGCAGGGGUUGCAUUCUUGAGCUCACCGGGCUUGGCUUUUUUGAAUGCUGGACGCAGGCAUGCCAUACUCUCACAGAGAAGGCCCAGAAAAAUCGCCUUUCGGCGCCUUCCCGUUGCAAGCUCCGAUAAGUUGUAUCCCGACCCCGAACCACUCGAGCGCAUUGAAAAUCCCGUAAAAGCAGGGGACUCUGAUUCUGAACCGAAGGAGGGUCCGGAAGUGCUGUUCGAAAAGCUUAACGCGCGUCGCGAAAGUCGAAACUCAAAUUCCGGCGUGGUUCAGUCAAGCUUAGAAACUGCGAACGAUAUGAAUCAACCGUUAUUCAAUCGUGAAGGGGAAGAGCUCAAGCCAGUAACAGAGGUUGUAGCUCCAGAUAACGGGAUGGACUUCAAGAAGGCAGCAAGGGCGUUCUGGCGUAUCGGUUGGAUGACUUGGUGGUUGCAGCUUAUUUUGACGGUCGUGUCAGGUGUGAUUCUUAUCUUUUCGUUUGCGUUCCCGGGUGUCAAUGUGAAAACUUCAGCAUCAGCUCUAGGUUUCAUUGUAACGGGGGUGGGCGUGCUAUUUGCGUUUGUGAGUCUCUUCUGGACGUACAGUUAUACGAGGCUUUCCUUGUGGCUCUCCGGCGAUCGAGUCUCCACAAAUCGAACCCCUCAGGUCGCUCAAACGCGAAUCAACCGAAAGUUGAGAAUAGGUCUGGGGAUUGCAAUUGUAGGGAUGAUCGUGUCACUGACGGGUCUGCAGGCCAUCGUAGGCACCUUGCUUGCGCGUUUGUUGAGCUCUGGAGUAGCGACUACUCCGUACGCAUCGUAUCAGAUGGGAGCAGGUGCCGCGGGUGUGGCUCCGGGAAGCGGUAUAGUGCAGCCUGUUGACAUUCUUGUGGUGCAAGCAAGUGCCAACGCGAUGAUGGGGCUUCUCGCCGCACUUGCGACAACUGUUUGGCUGAGGGGCAGGUCGAAGAAAUGGCAACCGAAGAGCGUUGAAUAGGGGGUUUGUUGCUGCUUGUCGUCAUUGUCGCUGUGUAAUAAAUAUUCUUGAGUGCAAGCUUAGGAGCUGGUUUUACUAAUGA
Messenger RNA from Chondrus crispus (carragheen), 1069 nucleotides. RefSeq lists its product as hypothetical. The coding region runs from base 1 to 987 and encodes 328 amino acids. NCBI's taxonomy places the organism in Eukaryota, Rhodophyta, Florideophyceae, Gigartinales, Gigartinaceae. The record is from RefSeq and is a predicted model, not a curated record. The transcript is spliced from 2 exons.